CUCUCUCUCUCUCUCUCUCUCUCUCUGACACACACACACACACACGCGCGCGCACACUGGGAAAGCUACAGGUGUAUGCGGAAGUGUAAACAGAAAUAAUGGACGCAGUUGUGACUUGACAGAAGACUUGUUGAGCUGUUGUGUCGGUGAGAGUCAGUACUGUACAGUACUAUCCGUCUACACUUGCGUUUAAAACCAUGGAAAUUCCUGCAGUACCUCUGCUCCUCUGUGUACUGCUAUAUUACACCGCGUUUGCAGAUGAGCAGCUUAUAAUAACCGCAGAGCUAAACAAGAAAAUUUCGCUACCAUGUCUCGAACGACCCGCCAAUACCACCUUCAACUUGACCCACUGGUUUAAGGGUGGGUCGAUUUUAACCACCCGUAACCACUCUAAACCAGUGUCCUCGGCUCAUGUAUCCGUACAGAACGACAGCAGCUUAUUCAUCGGGCAUGUAAUGCUUAUAGACGAAGAGGUGUAUCAGUGUGACCCCCAGCCAAGGAGCAGCAAUUCAUCUCGUAAAAUUUUUCUACAGGUCACAGGUGACCCAAAAUUUGUACAGAUGAAUGUGACGGCAGCGACGUCUCUCGGAAACGGAACAUGGUUCGUCAAAAGAGGCUCAGACGUUUCUAUUAAUUGCAAGUCGUCCCCCAUGCUAAACCUAACGAUGACUUUUAAAGGCAUUAAUCAGAGUGAGUUCAGGAGAGGAUAUCGUAAUGGCAAGACACUGGACUUUAACAUCCAGAACGUUCAGCCUGAGGAACAGGGAAACUACACAUGCAACGCGCAGAACCUUCUGUCCACGAACAGGUCAAAUCAGACCGUGGAGCUGCUCGUCUACUAUGCUUCAGAAAAACAUCCAGACUGCAUUUGGCACCCGACUGCUCAGCCUGACCAUGUCUACUUUAACUGCUCCUGGAAGGGAUGUUACCCGGCCCCUACACUGAAGGUCCAUCUGGAGUCUAAAGAGGACUCAAAUUUCACGCUGAUCGGUUCACAGAUGACCGAGAACUUUGAGCUGAUUCUGAACAGGAGCAUGGUUUUUGAGGGACAGAGGAUCACAUGUGUGGGAGAGCACAUCGUACAAAAUCAGAGUGAUAAAAAAUUCUGCACCUUCACAAUAGAGCCUCCAUACCCAACAGGAAAUCCCAUGGUCGCUGCCCUGGAAGGUACCAACGUCACCCUGACAUGCAUCGAGGUCAAGUCUCUCCCUCCUGCUAAAACCGUAUGGCAGCGAGGAAUAAAACACAAUGCUAUCGAGCACGGCUUCAAGUACAUUCUGGGUGAACAGGGACCCUCUCGGACGCUAACCAUAGUCAACGUGAGCAAGGACGAUGAGGGCGUGUACUUCUGCCGGAGUGAAAACGUCUUGGCCGCGAGUGAGCUGGAGGUUUACCUUACUGUCAGAUCCUCUGGGGCUAAUUCUGGAGCUGUGGUCGGUGUCUUCAUCUCAUUGUUGAUUGUAGCAUCUGGAGUGGCGCUGGGCUACUUUUUGUACUCGCGUCGUGACCGGAUAUGCCUGGAUUUCCGAUGUGGUCAUUUACAGAGCGACAAUUCUGAUGUGAUGAGUCUGGUUGAAUCUGAUGAAGACGAGGUUUUCCAGAAUGCUGUACCGAGACUCCCUUCUUUGGUUAACGGUCACGGUCCAGCUCAGGCAACCACAUUAGUAGAAAUUCAUCGUAUACAGUCCAGUGAUCAUGAAGAUAAUGUGAACGGCACAGACCAGGAUCGGACACGGCUGGAUGAAAUAUAAUUGAAGGACUCCUGGACUAUUAAGAUUGUACAAAACUUUUUUUAUGUUUCUAUGUCCAGUGGGAUAUUUUAAGUGCAGGGAACUUAGUUUUAAAAUAUGUGCCUUAAACUGUAUGUUACUCUGAACAUGUAGAACACUACAUGUGAAUGUGAAUGUAAUUUUACUUGUGUUUACUUUACACUGUUCUAUUAUUUUUAUCAUAUUAUUCAUAUUCUGCACAUAGCCAACAUGUGCAAAACAUUAAGCAGUUUCUCAAGUAGUUUCACUUUUACGUGUUCUCAAUUAGCCAAGUGUUCUUUAAUGUCAAAAGUUUGUUUAUUUGGGGUUGAGAAAAAAUUGUGUGCAUUUAAUGCUGUUUAUAAGAAUUAAAAUUAACAAUACAAAAAUGGUAUAAUAAACUAUUAUUACAAA
Trichomycterus rosablanca is the source of this 2162-nucleotide messenger RNA. RefSeq names its product V-set and immunoglobulin domain containing 10 (gene vsig10). The coding region runs from base 198 to 1751 and encodes 517 amino acids. NCBI's taxonomy places the organism in Eukaryota, Metazoa, Chordata, Actinopteri, Siluriformes, Trichomycteridae. Gene Ontology annotation, molecular function: cell adhesion molecule binding. The transcript is spliced from 10 exons. Gene Ontology annotation, cellular component: cell-cell junction; plasma membrane. Gene Ontology annotation, biological process: cell-cell adhesion. The record is from RefSeq and is a predicted model, not a curated record.